Panicum hallii is the source of this 1806-nucleotide messenger RNA. RefSeq names its product putative lipase ROG1. Lineage: Eukaryota; Viridiplantae; Streptophyta; Magnoliopsida; Poales; Poaceae. The coding region runs from base 269 to 1468 and encodes 399 amino acids. The record is from RefSeq and is a predicted model, not a curated record. The transcript has 10 exons.
GAGUGCUGCAGGGGACGACGGGGAGGCGCCGCUAGCAGACAAUCCCCGCGGAGCAAGCCAAGCCGCUCGCUCAGUCGCUGUGCGGGGAGCAGGAAGAGGCGGUUGAAUUCUCCUCGCCCUCGCGCCACGCCUCGCGCUCGCAGCCGCGGCAGACCUGCUCCAAGUCUUUGGUCUGGUACUCUGGUCGGCUUCCAGAAUCCAAGCGCGCGCCUAUAAAAAAAAGGAUCCGAGCCCCCAGCGCCCACGGUCGAGUCAGAGGGAGGGGAAAAUGGCGAGCGGCGGGGAGGGCGGGGACGAGGAGAGGCAGGGGAGGCAGCGGCUGGGGCGGGGACGCGGGCGGCGGCUGUGGUCGGCGUGCCUCCCGCGGCCGGGAUGCUUCACGGUCUCCGCCGCGGGCGAGGAUGAGGGCACGUCGGCCGCCGGCGCUGAGGAGGGGGGCACCAGGCCGACGCCCUCGCAUCUGGUCGUCACGGUCAAUGGGAUCGUCGGGAGUGCAGAAAACUGGCGGUUUGCAGCAAAACACUUCAUCAAGAAACACCCAGAAGAUGUGGUUGUUCACUGCAGUGGGUGCAAUACAGCAGCUCGAACCUUUGAUGGAAUUGAUGUGAUGGGAAGAAGAUUGGCAGAGGAGGUGACCACUGUUGUUGAGAGUAGACCAGAGCUUCGCAAGAUUUCGUUUGUUGGACAUUCAUUGGGUGGACUGAUCGCGAGAUAUGCUAUUGCACUAUUAUAUGAGAGAGAGACACAAAAAGAUUCUCAUGAAGAGUGUGAGAAGCAUGCCAUUGACUAUCAUAGUAACCAGCAUAGUUCUGGAGGCAAAAUUGCUGGUUUGGAGCCUAUUAACUUCAUCACCUUUGCAACACCACACCUCGGUACAAGAUCACACAAACAAAUGCCAAUUCUACGUGGUUCCAACAAAUUGGAAAAGAUGGCAUAUCGUAUGUCUUGGAUUGCUGGGAAAAGUGGAAAACAUCUUUUCCUGAAAGAUAUAGAAGAUGAGAAACCACCGCUCCUUCUACAGAUGGUUACUGAUUAUGGUGGUCUCCACUUCAUGUCAGCUCUUCGCUCUUUCAAGCGUCGUGUUGUUUACUCCAAUGUCUGCAGUGAUUUUAUCGUUGGCUGGAGGACAUCUUCAAUACGUCGUCAGCAUGAGCUUCCUGAGUCUUUGCAUCAGCGCAAAAGUUUUAUAAACGAUGGUAGAUAUCCACACAUUGUUUAUGUGGAGGAACCGAAGGUUCAGGAUGUUGAUUUUUCAGAUGCGAUGAUUUAUCAGGCAAAAACUACGAGUGAAAUGGAAGAAGUUAUGCUCAAAGGUCUUAAUAGACUUCCAUGGGAAAGGGUAGAUGUUAGCUUCAAGAAAAGUAGACAGAGGUUUUUUGCCCAUAGCACAAUUCAGGUCAAGACCUAUUUCUUGAACUCAGAUGGCGCUGAUGUGAUCUUUCACAUGAUCGACCAUUUUAUUUAUUAAGAUGCGUGCACUAAGGUGGUGCCAGAUUCUUCCUUAUCUAGAUGAACUCCGGUCGAGUAGGAACACGUGAAAAAUAUCCGUGUCCUCAAGAAAAGGAUUAGAGAUAUACCGAAAGCAGUAGAACCCAUUGUAAAGAAAGUGUAUUGGGUCUCUACGCUUCCUCCAAAUUUUGGGCCGCCUAGGUUCUCCUCUCUUAUUUUUCCAGACUUUAGGUCAGAAUCUCAGUUGUAUUAGCUCUUCUUUUCCAGCAUUCAGUCAGAAUCUCAGUUGUACAUGCUGCAAAAAAAUGUUUCAUAUUUUGCUUAUGCUGCAGGUCAGCUUGAUCUACCCAAACGCUA